Messenger RNA from Trichosurus vulpecula (common brushtail), 2952 nucleotides. RefSeq names its product bromodomain testis associated (gene BRDT). Gene Ontology annotation, cellular component: chromatin; nucleus. The record is from RefSeq and is a predicted model, not a curated record. Gene Ontology annotation, biological process: positive regulation of transcription elongation by RNA polymerase II; chromatin remodeling. Lineage: Eukaryota; Metazoa; Chordata; Mammalia; Diprotodontia; Phalangeridae.
AUGUCUCUGUCAAGUCGACAGAUGGCUAUUGUCAACCCCCCUCCACCAGAGUACAUAAAUGCCAGAAAAACUGGCCGUCUCACCAAUCAGCUGCAGUAUCUGCAGAAGGUGGUCCUGAAGGCUCUGUGGCAGCACAGUUUUUCUUGGCCCUUCCAGCAGCCCGUGGAUGCUGCCAAGCUCAAGCUCCCGGACUAUUACAGCAUCGUUAAGAAGCCAAUGGAUUUGAGUACAAUUAAAAAGCGCUUGGAGCAUAAGUACUAUGUGAAAUCAUCAGAAUGUAUAGAAGACUUUAAAACAAUGUUCGCCAAUUGUUAUUUAUAUAACAAGGCAGGCGAUGACAUUGUUCUCAUGGCACAAGCCUUAGAGAAACUGUUUGUGCAAAAAAUGUCUCAAAUGCCUUCAGAAGAAAUAGUGAUAGGUGGAAAGGAAAGAAAAAGAAAAGGUACUCAACCAUCUUCAGGAGUUUGUACUAUUAAAGAAAAACCAUCCCCCAAGACAUCUGAAAUGGUCGCUAAGCAGCAAGCAAUUCCAUGUUCUGCAUGUCCGCAGACAUCGUUUUCUCCCCUGCAUGUUGCUAAAGCGGCUCCGCCAAGCUGUACCACACAGGCUGUAACACAAGUUAAAAGGGGUGUGAAAAGGAAAGCAGAUACUACAACCCCUACAACUUCAAUAGUUACAGCAAGUAGUGAAUCUUCACCCACUCUAGUUGAACACAAGUCUGCUAAAAUACCACUUUUAAAAGAAAAAGUAGUGAAGAAUAAUGUGCCAGAUUCUCAGCAACAAUAUAAAGUUGUGAAAAGUGUUAAAUUAACCGAGCAGUUAAAAUAUUGUAACGAGAUUCUUAAAGAAAUGUUUUCGAAGAAACAUGUAGCAUAUGCUUGGCCUUUUUAUAAACCCGUUGACGUUACUGCUUUAGGACUCCAUAACUACUAUGAUGUUGUUAAAAAUCCAAUGGAUCUUGGAACAAUUAAAAAAAAAAUGGACAACCAGGAAUAUAAGGACGCUCCUGAAUUUGCGGCAGAUGUUCGGUUAAUGUUUAUGAAUUGCUACAAGUAUAACCCACCAGAUCAUGAGGUUGUAACAAUGGCAAGAACCCUUCAGGAUGUUUUUGAGAUGCAGUUUGCUAACAUCCCUGAUGAACCCAUUGAAAGAAUGCCUAUCUGUUACAUUAAAAAGGAUGUCACAAAAGCUUUCUGUAGAGAAAGUAGUAGUGAUGCUUCCUCUGAAGACAGCUCCUCUGAAGAGUCACCUGAUGAACGAGUACAGCACCUUGCAAAGCUUCAGGAGCAGCUUAAAGCCGUUCAUCAACAGCUACAAGUUCUGUCUCGAGUACCUUGCCAUAAGCUAAAGAAAAAGAAUGAAAGCUCCAAAAGAGGGAAGAAGAAAGAAAAAAAGAAAGUUAUCAGCAAAGAUGAAAGUCAGAGGAAAAAAUUUAAGCAAAUAAAACUAAAGAAAAAGCUGAAAAACAGUCAGCCAAAAAAGGCCAAGCAACAAAUGUUGGUGUAUAAAUCUGAGGACGAAGAUAACGCUAAGCCUAUGAAUUAUGAUGAGAAAAGGCAAUUAAGCUUGGAUAUAAACAAACUCCCCGGAGACAAACUUGGGCAAGUGGUCCAAAUAAUAGAGUCAAGAGAACCGUCUUUAAGGAAUUCUAAUCCUGAUGAGGUAGAAAUUGAUUUUGAAACCCUGAAAGCAUCAACCUUGAGAGAACUGGAAAGAUUCGUCGUGGCCUGUCUGAGAAAGAGGCCCGGGAAAUGUCAUGCUAAGAAAAUAAUAAAAUCCAAAGAAGAGCUUCAUUCGCAGAAAAACGAGUUGGAAAAGCAGUUACUGGAUGUCAGUAACCAGUUAAAUUCUAGAAAACGCCAAACAAGAUCUGAGAAAACUCAAUUGUCCAAAGCCACAAGAGGGGCCACCAGGCUGAGCGAGAGCAGCAGCGGCGGCGACGGUGGCAGCUCCUCAGGCUCAGGCAGCAGCGGCGGCGACUCAAGCUCUUCUGAUAGCAGCGAUUCCGAUUCAGCAAUCAUCGCCGUGUUAACUGGAAUCAAGGAGAGUGUUUCCUCUUCCAAAGGAAAAAUAAAGACCUUCUCUGGCUGUAGGAUAUCAAGUCGAGAUCUGUUAGCUCUUAAGAAUCAGCAAAAACCUCAACAGUUACAGACUUUGCGAAGACUUCCAUCAGCACGGAUUAGCAUAUCUCUCUUAAGUCUUCCUGAAAUCGUGUCCUCAGGUGUUACUUCUCUGCUGCAAAAUGCCCCGAAUGUCCUCACUUUUGAGCCCAUCAACCCCGUUCUCAUCAUUUCAGAGAAUACUUCAUUAAGUGGUGACAGAAAAAAUGUGGCCAUGUCUGUAGUGAAAGCUGGAAAUUCAGCCCCUCUCCUAAAUACGGUGUGGAAAGGAAUCGACUCUAAACCUGUGAAAAAAGUGAAAAGCGAGCCUGGGCAGUCUGUCACUAACGUGUCACAUCAGAUUAGCAAUGAUGCAGAUAUAUUAGAGCCUGAACUACACGAUCCUGUUAAGAAGGAAAUAAAAAUCAAGAACGUGGACUGUUGGACAAAUUUAGGCAAAAUAGUCACAAGUUCAGUGCUAUCUAAGUCGUCAGAUGAUCUCUUCCAGCAGUUCAGAAAAGCUGCCAUAGAAAAGGAAGUGAAGACUCAGGCUCGGAUACAGGAGCUGACAAGGAAGCAGCCAGGUCCAAAGCCAGAGGAGUCAGAAACCAAGCCAGAUCCACAGAGGGACUCUGACAAGAAUGAAAAUAAAAAUCAAGAUGAAUGUUGCCCUGAAAUAAAAAAUCCACAUCAGGCACCAUUGGAAGUUCAAGACGAUGGCUGGCUUAUUGAAGAUCGUGAUUUGGCGAGAAAGAGAGAGCAAGAGAGAAGAAGGAGGGAAGCCAUGGCCAGCACCAUUGAUAUGAAUCUGCAAAGCGACAUUAUGAUGACCUUUGAAGAAAACCUUGAUUAA